GUGGUGAGCAGUGCGCAUGCGCGCGGUGUGGCGCGGAAGUUUGAACUGCGGGCGGUUGGAGUGAGGAAACUUGCUCUCUGUUGCUCUUCAACAUUUGGAGGUUGAUCUGUUUUCUUUCCCCUUUGCAAUGGAGGAUCAGAACCCACGUGACAAAUGAGUGGAAUUCUCUCAACUCAACUGAAAGUCUGAAAAGAUGCAACGAAGACAGAGUUCUAAGCACUCCAAGCGACCUCUGCAAGUUCACCACAGCAAUCAGACUGAUCUCUCUGCAUGGCGAAAAGGAGGGACAGUUGAUACUGAAAAAAGUGCCCAGAAUCGUCAAUCUCUGAGUGAUCAGAAAAAUGACAACGAGCAAGACUCCCUUGAGCAAGCUCUGAGCUACUUUGAGAAAAUUCAAGACCGAGUUUCACUGAAAAAGAGUGAAGUUCUGCAGAAACAUUUGUCUACUAUGGAAAGCAUUGCACUGAAAAGAGGUUUACCCCCUGAAGGAUUUGAUGUAUUGCUAGAUGUGGCACUCAGUGGCAAACUUGCUGAUACAGUGAAUACUCGUUUACUGAAGAGCCUGAUCCCAGCAUCAGCAAUACCAGAAAGUUCUAUUGUUUCUUCUGUAUCUUGGUUCUGUGUCAGCAAAUGUUCAAGCAACAUCCAGCUGCUUUUUCUAAGAUGGCUGAUCACAAUGUUUGACUUCAUUGAUCACAAGGAACAAGUUCAUGCCCUCUAUGGCAUCUUCUUUUCCUUCCUGAAUGAUGAGAAGUUGUGUCCCUACAUCUGCCAUGUGCUCUAUCUGCUGACCAGGAAAGAAAAUGUCAAGCCUUUUCGGGUCAGGCGACUCCUUGAUCUCCAAUCAAAAAUGGGUAUGCAACCUCAUCUACAGGCUCUGCUAUCACUUUAUAAGCUUUUCUGUCCUGAGCUGGUAUCCAUAACCCUUCCUCAGAAGAUGAAGACUUAUUUCAAGAAUGCAGACGGCCCUUGGAAAGCAGCAAUCAACGCUGUGAGGCAAAGAAACCAGGCCAAUUCUACAGUGCCCCAACCACUGCUUUUAGGCACAGCUCAACCUCACUCACGAAAAAGAAAAUGGAAUACCCAGUUGAUUGUACCUGCAAGCAGUGCCAACGCACAGAAUUUAGUAGUGGGUGGGAAAAUGAGCCGUGCUGAUUCAUGCAGUGCUAAUGAAUCUUUUCCAGUGGAGCAGCUGCGGACCUUUCCCCAACUCCUACAAAACAUCCACCGCCUGGAGUUUCCUUCCCAGAUGGGCUCAGUGCUAACAAACCCAUUAUUGCUUCACUACAUGAACUGCAGCAAAGAUGAAUCUGUUUAUCUGAGGCUCUACUAUUGGAUGGGACAGACUCUUCAGGAAGAGUGCACCUGGUGUGUAGUUGAUAAUAACCAGUAUGAAGAAGAAUUCAGAGGCUUCCUGGAAACUGUCUACAAGGCAGAAUGCUUCUUGCAGGAGGGAUUUCCUUCCUGUGAGGAGUUCCUGUACAGGAGUCUUCCUCUCUGGGAUGGUGUUUCCUGCCGAUCGCAAAUCCUCCAACUCGUGAGUUGGAUCCCCCUCAGUACCUUCUCUGAAAUGAAGUCACAACUCUGUGAUCCCCUGGCACAGCUCUUCUUCACAUCGUCCCUUUACUUUAAGUGCAGUGUUCUGGAGAGUCUGAAAGAGCUGUUACAGAACUGGUUAAACUGGCACGUGGUUCAGCUGGAUUCAGAAUCAGAUUCUCAAUUCAGUUCUUUGAAUACCACCCUUUCUGGACUAGUGAAUGGAGUGGCCGAACUGAUCAACUUUGUGGGACGGAUUUCUACUGCUGCAUUGCACUUGGAAAAGAGUCAUACCUUCUUGCUGUACUUCAUCCUGGAUUUCUAUGAGACUGUGUGUGACAUAUAUCUGAAGUACAAACUGCCGUUGCUGAUAAUGCCUCCUGCUGGAGUUUUCUACCCAGCAUUGCUCAGCAUGGAUUCUGUCAACUUAAAUCAGCUCUGCUACAUCAUGUACAGGUACAGAACCAACUUGAUAGCUGCAAAAGAGAACGAGAUGAGUAAAAAGAAAAUACAGCAAUUCAAGUUCAGUAGCCAGACAUAUCAAGAGUAUAACCAGUACAUAAUAGCCAUGGUGGGUUGUCUGUGGACAUCUAGUGCAUUCCAGAAGGAUAAUCAUCCUGAGGGCAUUCGUCUGGAUGAUGAAUUGCUGAAGAAAACUGGAGUGCGGGAAUACAAGAACAGCUUCAAUAUUGUCUACCACCCAGCUCUGAUGUGCUAUGCUGUUGACUUCCUGCAGCAGGCCUGGCCAGAUGAUACCACCUUCAACUUCAAUCUAAUUAAGGGAAAGAAGUGGAACUGGUAUCUGAGAUAUCUCUAUGGGCAAGGUUUAGAGGGCCUGAAGCUCUUCAUUGAAAGCAGUAUCAAUCGUGUUUCCAAGGCCUCUCAAAGUAAAGCAGAGGAUGAGGAUGAGAAAGUGUGACUCUAGGACUUGUUGGAGCCUUUCUGUCAUCUGGAAUAGGGAAACAGAAGAUUAACAGACUGUGUCAGUAGUUCUUCCUUCCUCAGAGGAAAGAAGCAGAGCAAUUAUGCUUGCCUGCAUUUUCAUGCUGGCAUCUGUGUUAGGAAAGCAAAAAUAGAGAAGGAACGUUUAGGCUGUUUUGGUUCACCAGCACUGAAUCCCCUUAUUUCCUGCUGAACUUUUUUAGCCCGAGGCUGCUGAGCUGAUGUGAUAUGUAACAUCCCUGUUUUCCAUCCUCAUUUUAAUUUGCUGGAGUAUCUGAGGGGAAAAAACAUUCUCCAUCUCAAAGCUGCGGUGAGAAGUGCUGCCUCAUUUGGAGGACAUGCUCAUAUGGCCCUCCUCUUUCUUCCCUGACAACUUACACAGUACCGUGAGCAACUGAUUUUGUGCCACACUGGAGGAGUACAUAUUUCCCAGAUCCCUGUUGUGCCAUAUACAUGCUGGCUCAUAACACGAUGGCCAAACUGACCCUCCUGAACUUCGCUUCUGUUACGAGUCUUCCAGAAGAGACUUUGUGAUACCUUUGCUUAUAAUGUCCUUGUAAUGCAGUUGAAGAACUUUGUGCGCUGCUGGUUUGCUGGUGACCUUCAACGGCUGAACAGCAUUGCCACUGGCUCACCACUUCCUAUUGAGAAGCUUUCCUUUUUGUGUUUUUAGUUCUAUAAUGCUGUAUAUUAAAUGUGUACAUAUAUAAUGUAUAUUCUGUAAAAAAUACUUCAAAAAAUGCCAUUUUGAAGGAUCUCUGCUUUUAAAAAAAAAAAGAAAUGCUGCUUCUCGUAUUCUGUUUUAACACUAAAGAGAAGUCAGAUGAGUCUGAACUGAGGUCUCCAAUUAUCUCACCACUAAUGUGGUUGUGAAUGCUCAGAAGGUGAGUGCCAGAGACUUCCUUUCAGUCAGGGAAGGUGCCUGUGUUCUGAAGGGUGUCUGCUGUAUGUAAAUGCAUUUAAAGAUGCUAGUAGCAAAAUGCCAUGUGAUCUACUGAACACUGUAUAGUUAUUGAUCCUUGAGAUCGAUGUUUUCUUAACCUUUGUAAGUGUUUUAUUCAGCAAUAACAGAAUUAUGUUAUGGAAGGCAGUUGUGGCACCACCAGUCCUCUUUUUGUGCUGAGUCUUUAAACAAAUGGUGUACAGUUCUGUUAUUCAGGUGCAUAGGAUGGGCUUUUCAGGUCAUUCUUUCUCAUCUGGACACUUAGUCUCUUUUUCUCUUCCAGGUGUGACUUUCUCUCUACUACCUCUCCACUUACAUGGAAGACUUACAUGGAAGAAUGCAGCUUUUAGGGAGAGAAGUGCUGCUCUCUCCAUUUUUUUUCCUGCUCUUUCUUUACUGUCCAAUGUGGUAAAUUUUGUAGACGACUUUCUAUUACAAGCAUAUGCUCAAAGGUUUGGCUGACCACAGCAUCUGCUCUGAGGACUAAAAUGAAGGUAGUCAAGCUCUGUCAGUUUCCUCGUAAGUUAGAAAAGAAAUCAAUGAUUUGUCCCUAGUGCCCUUUUCUGCCAGUUGUAGUGCUCCUGCCUUGUGUGUGCACUAGGACAGUAUAAUAGAAACUGUCGUAUUUAUUGAUAGGAAGAAUGGGGGAUGAAUUGUCCUUUCAGUCCUCUUGUUCACCUUUCUAAUAGCCAGGUGAGGUGCUUCCCAAAGCUUCAGCUGAGCAGCUGCUUUCCAGAGCCCAACCUCUUUUAACUCCUUUAAGGCUCAGUGGCCUGGGCAUUACACAUCCAGAUGUGGAUGCCUCGGGCUCAAGUUAAGCUGAAUUCCCUUUCUGAAGCCACGUUUGCUCUGUUUAUAUUAAUCGAGGUUUUGUGGGGAGAUAAGUACUUGUACAUCUUUACACAUCGGGCAGUGUUGCUCUUCCUUAGAGUCUGCUUGCUCUGAAGGAGUUAAGUUUCAACCUGUUUUCAGCUGGAAUGAGGAAACUGGUUCCUCUGUGUCCCUGCUUUCUAUUCUCUUGCUGGCCUACUUCCCUCUGCUUGCAUUUUGCAUUCCUAAUGCCAUGAAUAAAUCAGGACCCAAGGAUUUAGAAGGUGGUACAGCUGUAGCCACUCAGAAAAUGGAACCUCUGAGGCUUGCACUGCAGCUCCAACAACUGCCAGUAUGUAUGUUCUGAGCCCCUUAAUAACACUGAACUGGUACCAAAAAUAAAACUCACCUCUGUGCUGUUUUCCACUAA
Messenger RNA from Gallus gallus (chicken), 4661 nucleotides. It is a transcript of the gene CENPI, whose product is annotated as centromere protein I. Gene Ontology annotation, cellular component: kinetochore. The record is from RefSeq and is marked validated. Bases 194 to 2455 code for a protein of 753 amino acids. The transcript is spliced from 21 exons. NCBI's taxonomy places the organism in Eukaryota, Metazoa, Chordata, Aves, Galliformes, Phasianidae.